This is a messenger RNA of Trichoderma asperellum CBS 433.97, 2517 nucleotides long. RefSeq lists its product as uncharacterized. The record is from RefSeq and is a predicted model, not a curated record. Lineage: Eukaryota; Fungi; Ascomycota; Sordariomycetes; Hypocreales; Hypocreaceae.
GGUUCUGGCCGUCUCUCGUCCAGCUAGCUGCGUCUGCCGCCGACGCCACACCACCACCACCACCAACAGCUGCUGCUGCUGCCGCUGCUACUAUACUGCAUCCUUACAAGUCCCAUCUGCAUCUGUCUGUCUGCCGCCAGCCUGUGUGAGACUCGCUGCUCCGCCAUCAACAAAGCUACCAAUACGCAUCACCACGCAGAGUCCCCGGCUGUCGUGCCACUCUGUCGCUAGCGAGCAGCACACUAAUACGGCCCUACCACGUAUCCUUCCCUCCUCUCUCUCUCUCCCCCAUCCUGAGACCAGACCAGACCAGACCAGACCAGACCCCUUGUCCAGACGACGGGAAUGCGUUGAGUUUCUGCACAACUUGCAUGUUGCCGCGCCCGGUGUCUUGCUGAGACCCUGGACCGAUCGUCGCCGAUACCCAAUACCUCUCCCAACCUGCCUACAUAUAACCACCGUAUUUAACCACCUUUGCGCCAUCUCUCAAUCCACCAUGUCUUUACCCACCUCCGGCCCUGGCCCUCAAUCUCAAUCUCAACCUGACUCUCAAUCUCAGCCUCACUCUCAGCCUCAGCCUCAACCUCAGCAGCAGGCCACCACGGCUGCUCUCCUUCGCCCCUCCGAGCAUCGUGACCGUGGCAAUCCCCUCCCAUUGUUCUCCUUCAAGCAGCCCAACCCGUCGCCGACCAGCCUCGUGCCGUCCACCGCCGAGGGCAAGCCGAUCCCCGUCGACGACUCGACCGUAGAAUAUCGCACCACCGCCCUCCGCGAGCUCAACCACAACUUCCCGAGCCACCGCUACGCCAAGUCCACUGGCGCCCAGAGCAGCACCUACUCGGAGCCCGUCAUCGUCCGCAGCUACUACCCCCCAUUGCCGUCCAGCAGGCCGUCCAGCUCGUCUCGCGGCCCCGCCAUCCACGGCGGUCCCAUCUCCGGCUCGGGCGUCGGCGCCGGAUCCCAGGUCGGGCGAUUUGCUGAGGCUGUCGCCGGCGGUCUUCCCCUUCCGUCACGGCUCGUCUCUGGAGAGCACGGCAUGCUAAGCACCAUGGUACUCUCCUUUGGAAAGAAGCCGGUCAAUGGCCGGGCCGAGGAUGAGGCCCGGUUGCCCCCGAUAGAUGCCUUUAGCUUCAAGAGCUUCAUGGCCAACAUAGAAGCACAGGGCGGCGGUCUCGCUGGCGAUAUCAAUGCUGACCUGGACCGCAUUGCUGAGAUAUGCGCGAGGUCUAGAUACUCGCUGAGCAACCAGUACGAGGUCCAUUAUAGCCCCCACGGAUCUGGAGCCUCCUUCCUGAACCCCUCAGCACAGUCAAAUGACUCUCAAGGCCCGACCUUGCAGGCUGUCUCUGCAGAAGACGAGCAGAGCGUAGGAGCAUCAUCAACCCGUAGGAAGCGGCGCAUGGCCCGAAGGAAUAGCAGAGCCGUAGGAACACUAGAAACCAUCAUCUCAUCUAGCCGGUCUUCGGACGAGGAGCAGGCCAGCAGGAAGAAGUCCGCUGCCGAGAUUGCUGAGGAAGUUCGCGGCCGAUCAGCACAGAAGGGAUCGGGGCAUUCUUCGACAAGCAGCUCUUCUAGUGGAACUCUUGAUGAGCGCCGAAACCCUAAUCUGGAAGAGCAAGCCGCGCCCAAGAAGUCAUCGUCUUCAUUAGCCCUCAUUGAUGCCUCUACUCGACACACCGGCGUGGCUGUAGACUCCCCACGAACAUCCGCUACCGGUCUUGUCAGCGAACCGGCACAGCCUCAAGAAUCAACAAGCCAGCUUGAGAUUCGUACAGCUCCGGGAGAAAUCAUUGAGGGGCGGCCUGCUGUCGUGAAAGACACACCGCACCAGCCCAAACAAUUGGGUCUCUCCGUGGCAAAGGGGGCUAUUACGCCUAUCGGAACGGACACUGCCAGCGGUGGCAUUCUCUCCAUUAUCAACGGCUGGAUGCCCUGGAGACCAUCCUCUCCGUUUAUCCACCACAAGGGUCUUGCUGAGGGCAGUCUUCGUGAGCUAUUGAGGAGCACAGAGCCGAAAGGAAAAGGCCCAGAGAUACUACAAUAAGCUUCAUAUAUAUAAUAUAUAUACAUAUAUAUAUGAAGCCGGACUAUCCAUAGCAUCGAUAUCAACGAGACAGGGUUAGUUGGAGGGCAGGAAGAAAGAAGGAGGGGAAAUAGAGCAGAUACUCCUCUUUCGCCUGCUUAAAGUUUUGGGCUUGAGCUUGAGCUUCGAAGGUUUUAUGAUCUGAUGAUAUUUAUAAGGGGGAUUGGAAAACUGACGAUACCAUGUUAUGAUGAGACGUGAACAUUACUUGACGAUACCAUGAUACUGGGAGGGAUGGCCUUUUGAUUUGUUUGAUUUACAUGUAUAUAUAGCAAUGGAAUCAACCACUAGGAGUUGGGUAGUCAACGGAACUUUCACUGGCUUCUUUCUCUAGCAGAGCCUCAAUGAUGCAUAGCUUAAAAUUGACACCAAAAAUCACUUCCCAUCAAAUAUGCUCUCACUGUUAGCAAAGGAGCCGCCACUAUAAAGAAGAU